GCAAUUACCCACAAUUCCAACUUUAAUGGCAGCACUUGCUGUCAAUAUUUUGCAUUGUGUUGCUUUUAAAUGUAAAUCUAUAACACACUGAUCAGUUGCACAGAUAUGGAGCAUACUUGGUAGUCAUCCCCGUCAUAUAGUGGGAUGGCUUACCGUCGACACCGACAUCAAAACAGACACAAUUACGACAGCAACACUGAUAGUGAUACUGAUUAUUACUCCGAGACGGACGACAGGAAGAAAACCUGUAUUAAACGUACCAGCUCUCUUGGGGCCCCAAAAUCUAAACCAUGCCUUGUUAACCGUGCCAGAACUCUAAGUUUGGAAAAUACUAGUAGUAACGAAGACGGAGACGUUCACCACUUGAGUACAGGUGAUGAGGAAUUCGUCAUGACAAGUCGGCCAUCUCUCCCCUCUAACGCUGUCGGUGCAAGGCACCGGGUGUACCAAGGGGUUGCAUGCCAUACCCAGCCUGCCAGACAAGUCAACUACUUCCAAUCAUACAGAAAUGACCCAUCCAAUUUUUCCUUCCCACCUGACAUGAGUGAGGCCCAGGGAGCUGGUAUGAUGAACCCAGGAAACAACAGUCCACGUGUGUCAGGAGAACGACUGACACUGGUGGUGGACGAAACACGCUUUGUUGUAGAUCCAGAUUUACUGAGGAAACAUCCCAACACUAUGCUAGGAAGAAUGUUCACUUCUUCUUUGGAGAACAAUAUUACUCGCCCAAAUGAGAGAGGUGAAUAUGAGGUAGCAGAAGGAAUAUCUGCAACUGUUUUCCGGUCAAUUCUGGAUUACUACAAAACCGGCUGUGUUAGAUGUCCCCCAAGUGUGACUGUUCAGGAUCUGAGGGAAGCUUGUGACUAUCUCCUGAUUCCAUUUGAGCCAGGAACUAUCAAAUGUCAAAACCUUAGAGGAUUUUUACAUGAGCUGUCCAAUGAAGGAGCUCGACAGCAGUUUGAUAUUUUCUUGGAGGAGAUGAUCAUGCCACAAAUGGUUCAUUCUGCACAGACAGGUGAUAGAGAAUGCCACAUAGUAGUUCUAGUGGAGGAUGAUGUUGUGGAUUGGGAUGAGGAAUACCCUCCACAGAUGGGAGAGGAAUACACACAAAUUAUCUACAGUACUUCCAUGUAUAGGUUUUUCAAAUAUAUAGAAAACAGAGAUGUUGCAAAGCAGGUUCUGAAAGAGCGAGGCCUGAAAAAGAUACGACUCGGCAUUGAAGGGUACCCUACCUACAAGGAGAAAGUUAGGAAGCGACCAGGUGGAAGACCAGAGGUGAUAUACAACUAUGUCCAGCGCCCAUUCAUUCGAAUGUCCUGGGAGAAGGAAGAAGCUAGAAGUCGACAUGUGGAUUUUCAGUGUGUCAAAAGCAAGUCAAUCACCAAUCUGGCCGCAGCCGCUGCAGACACACUCCAAGACCAGGGCUUGGUGCAACAGCAGCACCUGCAAGAUGGAAGCAUCAAUGUCAUUCCUCCCCAACCCUCCCCCUCAGAGCCCUACCCCGGGGUCCAAAUCCCACCUGAGGGGGAUGCAGAGUAAGGAUCCUGGGUUAUUAGAGAUAACACAACCCAUGGUAGAUGAUGUAGGACAAGACUCGAAUGUAUUCCAUGAGAGAGCCUGUACUGCAAGACUAUCACCCCGCAUCACUUGUUCAACAGGGCUUAUGCACUGCUUUCACAAAUACUUGCUCAAACUAAUCAAAGGGAAGAGAUGAUCAAUUUGAUAAAUACCUUAUAAACUUGUAGCAAAUUAGCAGAUAAUGUUUUGUUUUAUACAGUAUAAAGUAUCAUUUAUCAUGCUGAUUGUUAAAUAAUCAAAAUAAGUUAUUCUACUAGUUUAGAUAUAUUUCUAUCAAUUGGCUAUUUAUCAUGUUGAUGUAACUUGAUUUUAGCAUUCACAUUUUAAAGUUUAACAAAAACCAUAAGCCUUGUGAUUUAUUCCUACCAAAACUUUCAUGUUUUUUGCCAUGAAAGCAUCAUUAAUAGCAUGGUGUCUGGUGUCACACUGUGUUGUGAUUUUUUCAGCUAAAGUAACUGCUUCCAGCAUUAAGCAAAUAUUUAUAUCACCACAACUGCUGUUUAUUACAGAGGUUAAGAGUCUUGAAUCAACCACACAUAUUAUAAUAUACAUCGCUGCCAGAGUGUGUAAAUAGAAGGUAGGAAUACAAUUUUUUUUCAUCAGAGUCAUUGGUAACAAAGGAAAAUCAAAUUGAGGGAAUUGUGUCCUCUGUUCAUCUGUAUAUAUGUGCUCAAUAAAUCAGUGCUAUCUGUGGUGCCAGAUAAGGUCUACAUAUAUCAACAUGUCUUUAGAGAAUGUAUACAGGGUAUAUCACAAUUUCUGAAACUAAAAUUAAAACUGUUUUUGAAAGAAACGGGCACCAACACAAAAAAAACCUCUUUUUACUUUGAUGUAACAUCAAAUGUUUAUGCAAUUGUAAUUUGCUUUCCAAACUUGUAUCAUUUCUGUCACGAAUAAGUGAUAGCUGUGCUUCUAAUAUAAACCUUUUUUCAGAAUAUCGGGCACAAGUAGAUGUUGGACAUAUUUCAAGUUUAUUCUCCAUGUUAUAGAAAAAUAUUGAUAUUAUAAAUAACUCGCUGGCAAAAAUGUAAUCUAACUGUAUAUGUGUUCUUAUAAUGCUUUGAUUAUAAACAUGCUCGACACUUAUAAAAUCUAUAUUGUGUACUGAAUGACGUUUUUGUAGGUCUGUAAUAGUUGUUUCCCUUUAUGCUGAAACGUACAACAAAUUAGUGAUGAAAUGGCCAGUGGUGAGAUCAAAGUUUUAUCUGACUAAGUACAAUAUUAAUCGGGUUUGUUUGGUUUUAUUUUAUCUUCAUAAUUAAUAGUAUCUAUCAUUAUUUGAGAAUCCUUUGUUUUUUCAUUGAACAUGAUGAAGCUCAAAUUGGCUGUGAAUUGUAUAGACCAGCUGUUCACACUGCUUUCAAUCCUCUUAGUAAUCAUAUUUGAAGUCAAGCAAAGAUAGGUCUUAAACAGAAUGUCUGAAAAUAACAUACCUUUUUUACAGCCAGUUUUUUCAUUCCGACAUUUCAGAUAUUAGCAGUUUUUGAGCAUGUUCAAACUAUAGACAUGCCUGCUAGGCAUGAAGAUAAGACACUGAUUUUUGAUAGUAAAGACGAAAAACUUGAUUGACUGUUAAUUGAUCCUUAUCAGCUGAUUUCUGAUUGACUGUUAAUUGAUCCUUAUCAGCUGAUUUCAUUACUUCAUUUAAACGUUUCCGUUAAUAAAAGUAGAAUAAUUGAAUAAACUAUUAUUUUUUUGGUUUUGGCAAUAUGUAUACAUGCACAUGAAAUCAUUGAAGUUAGACAUCUAUAUACGGUUAUUUAUAUGCUUCGCUAAUAAAAUUAACAGUGAAUGUUCUCUUUGUGUAUUUGAAAUUAAACAUGGUAUUCUUAUUGUGCUUGAAAUAUAUCUGUCAUAUUAAAAGUAUGUUAAUUUUAAGAAAUCCAUAUAUGAUUUCAUAUACUUAUGCCAUCAGUAUAUUGUAUUUAUGUUAUUGAUAUUAUAAGACUAUAACUUUCUGUACAUUGCCAUUAUUUUAAUGUUUUUGUUCUCAAAGUAGUAAAAAAAUCAUAUGUAAAGUGAAAUUUGUUUAUUUGAUGGUAAGAUCAAUGAUUUUACGAAAUGUUCUGUAAGUAAGUCAAACAUAUUCCAGUUGUCCCUACCCAUUCCAUGAUAUGUGUGGAAUAGAGCACAUGAUGUACUCUUAUGGUCAAGGUCAUCGACUCGGGUUACAGUGUGAGAGUGAUCUUUGAUCCAGCUAUGGAGUAGCAAACCCAAGCAUCAGAAUGUAUAGUUUGUUUAAGUAUAAUGACUAGACUUGUACCUUUUUACAUGUGUUACACAUGUGUCACUAUUAUAAAUGGGGUAGUUUAGCACUGGUGCUGUAAGUCUGUCAAAACCAGUAUUCUGAUUUAUGCAUUGAAACCUGAAACUAUUGAUUAACUUAAACUAGCAAUUAGUGCUGGCAUUACAAGCAGUGUAUAUAUUGUAACUUUUAACAUGUAUGACUUUAACAUGAAUGUUUCCCCUUAAUGGUACUUAUAUUAACAUGAUCUGAUAAACAUGUACCUGAGCAAUAUCAAUAGGUUCUUUUUUUUGUACAUUUAAACUGUGUUGAAGGAAAAUUUCAUUGAGUAUAUUUGAAAGUUUUAUAAGAUGGAUAUCUUCAAAGGAUAUGAAAUUUCUACUAAUGUAAUAUCAAUAUCCUAUAAUUCCAUUGAUGUGACAUGAAUAUCUAGAAUUAAAACAAAAAUAUGACAAUGCUUGGCUACUGAACUUAAGGUGAGGAUAUUGUUGAAAUAAAUUUGUAAGCCAAGUGUAAAGUGCUUUACUGCGGAGUGGAACAACAUUGUGUACAAUAGUAUACUUUGUAUAUUAGCUUGGUGAAAGCUAUGUUUUGUGAUGACCAGCAAGUCAUGUGAUUACUAUGCAGCUGUGUGACACGCCCUCUUGCUGGUAUAUGACACAUAUCCAUUGUAGAAGAGAAAUUAAAACGUUUUUGUAUUUUGAAUAUAUUGCCUAAUUGUGGUAUGAGAUAGAUUUUAUAAGAAUCGGUGAUGAUAUGGUAUUGACAUCUGUCUUUAUAACCAUGUGAUAUUGUCUGCAUAUUGAGAAAUGGAAUGUAUAUUUUGAAUUGUUUUGUUGUCGUUCAAUAUAACUUGUAUUGUGAGAUACCUAGUAUCAUGUAUGGUACAAACAGCACUCUCUGUGUGGCGUUCAUUGGAGGAGAAAGCCACUUUCCCUAAAUAUCUGGAAGGGGUUGUAGGUUGUGUGAUAUACUGUACACUGAAGGAAGUACAGAAUUUAACCUUAUCUAGACUUGGAAUAUUGACAUCAGAAUAUUAUUAAUUUGCUAUACAAAUUGUAUAAUUAUGUUAGAUAUGUAUCAUUUUGGAAAGCUUUUGAGUGGUUUUCCUUGUAAAUAGCUUUCAAUAGCUACAUGUAUCCAAAUACGCACAUGAUUAUAAUUUUUUCUGCAUUUGCUAUUGAAAAAGCUAUAUUAAUAGCUAACCUCAUAAAAUCUACAAUAGUCAAAAGAAAGGAAUAAAAUCUACAAUAGUCAAAAGAAAAGAACAAAUAUAAAAAAAAAUUACCAUUUGGUUCCGUAUAUUUUGUUAACCCCAUAUUUCACCGACUUUGUAACUGAUUCCAUAGUUUGGAACUUGGUAAAGGUGUACCUGAAAAUAAAUCAAGAUGUGUUUGUGAUUGCAGCAUGAUGGUAGAUGGAGUACCUUUGUAUGAUAAAUGACUUAUUUAUUCGCUAAAACUUAAGUCAAAAAAAUCUUUUUCUGUUAUUAUUAGUAGAAUUUAUUUGAAAAUGGAAAAAGCAAGCACAGCUUAAUUUGUAAUAUGAUGCUAUUUAGACAUAGCAUGACACUGCCCCGAUGAGUAUGCUUACCCAUAUUGCAGUAUAACUGGAAAAUGUUUCAUUUAAUAGUUCUUCUAUCAAUUUCUCAAUAUUUCCUAUUGUAGUUUAGCAGUGUAUGUCAAUUCAUGAUUGUUUUCGGGUUUUGUGUCUACUUUCUAAAAACAAUUUCUUCAAAUUCAAACUUUUCUUCAGAAAGUGAAAUAACACACCAGUCUUUCCCAAACAUCUUGAUAAGUUUAAUAUAAUAUGUUAUUACUGUAUAAUUAUGUGUUCUAAACUGAAAAAGAGAAAACAAGGUAGCACAAGUGAUUUCCUGUAUGAUCUACAAUCUUUGUAGCAAUUUGGGUAACAUGCUGAAAGCAAGGGGAAGCUAUGGUGCAUUGUUAACUGUCUUGUUUAUCAUCUGUUGGAUGUUAUUUUUUUUUUCAUUUGCAGUAGAAAAGUACCACUAGUAUAAUGUAUUUAUAUCAAUGUGUGACUGAAACGGCCUGUUGUCUUGGUCAGAAGGAUGAAGUCACUUAAACAUAUUAACAUAGAUUUUGGAUAAAUUGUGUUCAAGUUUGAAAGGAGGUUUUGACUGUAAGGUGUCUCCAAAGAUAAUUCCUUUGUUUUAUGUUAUUAGGAAUUUAGGAUACUGCUGUAUUAAACUAUUUAUAUCCAGGAGAUAUGAAUAGGACUAUUUAUUGAAAUUGUGUAUGUGAUUAUUUUGUUCUCUUCAAAGCAAUGUUAGGAAAUAUUGAAGUUUAAUCCGGUAAUUUUUGUGUAUUAAUACAUUUUUGUCACACAAUUUAUCUAAGAUUAAAACAAAUCUUUUAAUUAUAUCUUGGGUAUUUUGAAUGAUUUGCCAGAUCGAAGCAUCAAUAAAUAUCUUUUUGAUAAAACCAA
Messenger RNA from Pecten maximus, 6271 nucleotides. Its product is annotated as BTB/POZ domain-containing protein 10-like. Gene Ontology annotation, molecular function: protein binding. The transcript has 10 exons. Gene Ontology annotation, cellular component: cytoplasm. Bases 145 to 1539 code for a protein of 464 amino acids. Gene Ontology annotation, biological process: positive regulation of phosphorylation. The record is from RefSeq and is a predicted model, not a curated record. NCBI's taxonomy places the organism in Eukaryota, Metazoa, Mollusca, Bivalvia, Pectinida, Pectinidae.